Sturnus vulgaris (Common starling) is the source of this 3682-nucleotide messenger RNA. NCBI's taxonomy places the organism in Eukaryota, Metazoa, Chordata, Aves, Passeriformes, Sturnidae. The record is from RefSeq and is a predicted model, not a curated record.
AUGAAGCCCCCCGGGGCCAUGGGGACGCUGCUGCGCGCGCUCGGCCGCCGCGAUGGCACCGACACGCCGCGGCCGCCCCCGCCCGCCCCCCACACGUUCCGUGAGCGGAGCCUGCGCCGCGGGACGCCCUGCGGGGGCUGCGGGACCCCCCUGGGACCCCACGGGCUCGUGUGCAGAGUUUGCAAAGUCGCCGCCCACAAGAGAUGUGAGAGCAAGGUGACGUCACCGUGCCAACCUCUGCCCCCGCCUGAGCUGAGGAGGAACACGGCCCCGGUGCGGCGCAGCGAGCGCGUGGUGAGACCCCCGAACCCCCAAAAACCUCUCGACUCCCUGACCCUCCCCCCGACUCCCCGCGGCCCCAGCCCCGAGCCCUCCCCCUUCCCCCCCCUGGACCUGACAUUCGUGACUGAGCGGAUCCUGAGCGUGGGGGUUCCGGGGGGCGGCGAGGGGGAUCCCGGGGGGCACCUGCGGCACCUGGCGAAGCUCCUGGGGGCGCGGCACGGUCCCAACUACACGAUCUUCAACCUGUCCGAGAAGCGCCGCGACCUCGCGCGCCUGAACCCCAAAGUGCUGGAUUUCGGGUGGCCGGAGCUCCUCGCCCCCUCCCUGGAGCUGCUCUGCUCCGUCUGCAAAGCGCUCGAGGGGUGUCUGGGGGGGCACCCCCGCAACGUGGCCGUGCUGCUCUGCAAGGGCAGCAAGGCCCCGGUCGGGGUGGUCGUGGGGGCGUUUCUGCACUACAGCGACGUGUGGGGCAGCCCCGAACAGGCACUGAACGCGCUGAGUAUGAGGAGAUUCUGCGAGGAGAAACUGGGGGGGGUCCUGCAGCCCUCCCAGCGCAGGUACACGGAGGAUUUCGGGGCGCUGCUCUCGGGGCGACUCCGCCUGAACAGCUCCCCCCAGUUCCUGCACCACGUCCUGCUGCCCCCCCUGCCUGCCUACGACCCCCCCGAUGGCUGCCGCCCCUUCCUCAAGAUCUACCAAUCGCUGCGGCUCGUCUACACCUCGGGGGUCUACAGCCCCCCCGCCUCGCAGUCGCUCUGUGUCACCCUGGAACCGGCGCUGCUGCUCAAGGGGGACGUGAUGGUGCGCUGUUACCACCGGCGGCGGGGGGGGCGCGAGGCGGUUUUUGGGGUUCAGUUCCACACCGGGACCCUGCGCGGGCCCCGCCUGAGGCUGCGCCGGGACGAGCUCGACGUGGCCUGGCAAGACCAGCGCUUCCCCCCCGACGCCACCGUGGAGUUCAUCUUCUCCUCAGGCCCCGAAAGGGUCGAAGGCUGGGUCCCCCCCCGCGGCCCCCCCGCCGCCCCCAUCGAUUACGGGGUGCGGGAUCCCGCGGUCCGGCGCGACUCCUACGAGGGGCCCUGGGAUAGCCCCGAGGAGCCCUCCCACACUUGGGGUCCCCUGGAUGGCAGCCCCUACGCCCGCGUGCAGAAGAAGGGGGUUCCCUGCCCCCCCGGGGGGGACUCUGACUCCCCGCCCCCACCCGGAGCCCCCCACGGCCGCCCCCCGCCCCCCACGGCCGCCGAGCGCCGGGAGCUGGAGCAGCUGCUGGGGGGGUUCGGGGUGCGGGGGGGCCGCGAGACCCCCGGCCCGAGGGAGGAGCCCCCCGACACCCCAGAACCUCUCGGGACCCCCACAGCCUAUGGGACCCCCGAACCACUUGAGACUCCGGCACCCUACAGGAAUCCCACAUCCUACGGGACCCCGAUAUCCCACGGGACCCCCACAUUCCAUGAGACCCCCGACUGCCAGGGCUGGGGGGGCGUCUCCGCACUCCCCACCCGCCCAAUUUAUAGCGGGCACGAGUGGGGAGCGCACCCUCUGCAGCCCCUAGAUUGCCCCCAUUGCGGCCGCCCCGGGCUGGGGCUGGAGCGGGGACCCCCCCCUAGAAAAGGGGGCUACGACCCCCCCGCCAUAGGGGAGCCCCAGGAGCCGACAGGGCGACGCAGCCCCAUUGAGGGGAGUCCCUGGCCGGGCCCUCCCCGCCCCCCCUCCGAGUCUCCCCGGGCCCCCUCCCCCAGCAGCGGCACCCCCGGAUCCCCCCCGCCCCCGCAGCCGCCCCUGCCCGAGAAGCGGCACCCCCCGGCCCCGGGGGGGCCCCGGGACCCCUCCUCACCCCAGCGCAGCCCGGCGGGGACCCAGGGACACCCCUCGGCCGGGCCGGGGCCGGGGCCGGGCGGGACCCCCCCCGGGGGCACCUUCGUGCAGGACACGACCAAGUUCUGGUACAAACCGGGGCUGUCCCGGGAGGAAGCCGUGUCCCUGCUCAAGGCGGCCCCUCCCGGCUCGUUCCUGGUCCGCCGCAGCAGCAGCUUCCCGGGGGCGUUCGGGCUAGCGCUCAGAGUGGGGGUGCCGCCCCCCCGCGCCACCCCCAGAGCGGGGGACCCUCAGGAGCAGCUGGUCCGGCACUUCCUGAUCGAGACGGGCCCGCGGGGGGUCAAAAUCCGGGGGUGCCCCGAGGAGCCUUAUUUCGGGAGCCUCCCGGCGCUGGUACUGCAGCACUCCAUCACCCCCAUCUCGCUGCCCUGCGCCCUCCGCAUCCCCCAUGCAGAGCUGCAGGAGGAGUCCCCGGACCCCCCUGGGCCCCCCAAUGUCAGCACGGCCGGAGCUCUCCUGAGGCAGGGGGCAGCCUGCUCUGUGCUGUUCCUGGGCUCGGUGGGGACCGAGGCCCUGACCGGGCCCCAGGCCGUGGCCAAGGCCGUGGGGUCCCUCCUGGAGGGCACCCCGAGUGCGGGGGUGUCCCCCCGGGCCCCCCCCAGCCCCGUGCACUUCAAGGUGUCGGCGCAGGGGAUCACCCUGACGGACCGGCAGCGCAAACUCUUUUUCCGCCGGCAUUACCCCGUGAGCAGCGUCACCCACUGCGGCACCGACCCCCAGGACCGCAGGUGGGCGAACCCCGACGGGAGCACAGCCAGGAUUUUUGGGUUCGUGGCGAAGCAGGCAGGGGCCCCGGGGGGGGGCAACGCGUGUCACGUGUUCGCCGAGCUGGACCCGGAGCAGCCGGCGGGGGCCAUCGUCACCUUCGUCACCAAAGUCCUGCUGGGGACACGGCACUGAGGGACACCAGGGACCCCCUCGGGAUCCCAAAAACCAUCUGGGGACUCCCACAGCCCCCCAAGGCAGUGGGGCUCAGGGACACCCUCAAAACCCAGUGGGACUCUCCCCCGUCUUCACCAAGGUCCGGCUGGGAACACGACAUUGAGGGACCCCCAGGACCCCCUGGGACCUCCAAAACCAUCUGGGGAUGCCCAAAACCCCCUGGAGUCCCCUGUGCCAAGGGGGGGACAGGGGGACACACAGAACCAACCUUUCCCGCCAUUAUUACCUUCAUCACCCCCAAGCCCCCACUGAGACUCCCCCAAAACCACCCCCGGCUCCCCCAAACCCUCCCAGACUCAGGGAUUCGGGGGAGCACAAGGGGACCCCCAUAAUCACCCUCCCCACCAUCUUCAUCACCAAAGUUCUACUGGGGACUCUCAAACUCCCCCUGAGACUCCCCCAGACACUCCCCAGACCCUCCAGCCCCCCUUGGAGACCCCCAAAACCUCCUGCACACCCCCAGCUGAAAAACCCCUUCCCUCAAAUGAAGAAGGAGAGGCUGGUAGAAAAGUCGUCACAGGGACACCCCCUGCGAUUUGGGGGGUCCCGGGGGAACAAUAAAUCCACAUUUAUUUUGGUGUAA